UUACAAGGUGAUAUUAUACCUAAUGGAGUCACCUUCCAGGGUAAUGGGAACCCAUGUGAUAGCUGCAUAUGCCAGAAUGGUAAUAUACAGUGUGUACGAGUGACCUGCCCAAAGCUGACUUGUCUUCUGCAAGAAGAGAUACCUGGGGAAUGUUGUAAAAGGUGCCAAGGUUGCAUUGAUGGCACAACCACCCGCAGGCACGAGGAGGAGUGGAAACCCCAAGGAGAGCCAUGUCAUAGUUGCCGUUGUAUGGAGGGCAAAAUCCAGUGUAGGAAGCGUCACUGUGCAUCUCUGUGUAGAAACCCUGCACCUCCUCGACCAGGAACUUGCUGUCCUACAUGUGAUGGAUGUUCAUUUAAUGGUCGCACAUAUCAGAAUGGACAAUCCGUGAGAAGCUCUGACUCUUGUACACGCUGCUUAUGUGAGAAUGGAAAUGUCCAGUGUAGC
Molecule: messenger RNA, 447 nt
Organism: Staurois parvus
Lineage: Eukaryota; Metazoa; Chordata; Amphibia; Anura; Ranidae
Source: the annotation of a GenBank genome assembly